Messenger RNA from Aegilops tauschii subsp. strangulata, 609 nucleotides. RefSeq lists its product as uncharacterized. The record is from RefSeq and is a predicted model, not a curated record. Lineage: Eukaryota; Viridiplantae; Streptophyta; Magnoliopsida; Poales; Poaceae.
AUGGCCGGAAUUGUCAACAAGGAGUUUCCUGAGUUGGCCCAGACAGGGCUGAACUACCUGUCAUGGUCCUCGGACUACGAGAUCUUUCUCCAGGGCAAAACCCUCCUGAGGGCGAUCAGUAAGGGGGCCCAGCUGGCCGCCACUGAUCCCAAGUUCGAAACUGAGAAUGCGCAGCAGCGGUUUGAGCGGCUGAAGUACACUGUGAAGCCACGUGCAGAGGCAGAGUGGAUCCGUCUGAGGUUUGCGGACUUCAAGACGGUUGGGGAGUACAAUUCGGCUCUGCACCGGAUUUGUACGACUCUUCGAUUGUGUGGUACUGAGAUUACCGACUCCCAGAAGAUUGAGAAAACCCUAUCCACUUUCCACCCCGACGCGGUCCAGUCCUCACGGAACUACCGCCAGGGGAACUACACGAGGUAUUCAGAUUUGAUUGACGUCCUCCAGGUGGCGGAGGCGCAGGACAAGGUUCUCAAAAAAAACUUUGUCGCGCAACCACUUGGGGGGAGUUCUCGCCAGGAGGUGAACGCUCUCAAAGUCCGCAAGCCUCAACAGAAGAAGAGGGACCGGAAAGGCAAGAAGAAGGGCCCUCACCCCCCCCGCCCCGGCUAA